This is a messenger RNA of Symbiodinium sp. CCMP2456, 4659 nucleotides long. The record is from the annotation of a GenBank genome assembly. NCBI's taxonomy places the organism in Eukaryota, Dinophyceae, Suessiales, Symbiodiniaceae.
AUGGGCGUGCAGCAUCAACCGCGCGUGACAGUGGAGCUUCAGGGCGACCGGAGCCUCGUGAUCCGCUGGAAGAAUCUCAUGAACGACACCGAUGCCAGAGUGAAGUUUGAGUACUACGACCCGGCGGGCCCGAUGGUAAACCCGCGGGCUAGAGCAUCAGAGCCAUGCAGUGGCUCGGCCAUGCACUUGUCAGAGCCUGUCGGUCCUGAGGCUUGCACUCUCAGAGUCUUCUUGGAAAUUGAUGGCAAGGUCGUUGCACAGACCCAGACCACCUGGGACCACCAGUUCCCAAGCAAGGAGAAGUGCAACAGUGAUCUGCAUGCCCGCGCCGAGAUUCUCUAUGAGCAGCUUCGGUCACAGGACCAGGCUCCCAGAUCCAAGCGAAUCUUGGUCGUCGGAGCCCAGCACCACGGCAAGUCCAGCUUCAUAAAUCAUGUCUAUCGCUGCUUGAUGAAGGAUGUGGAUGCCAACGACCAGAUGGAGUCGGCUCCUGCUGGCGUGGCCGAGAAUACCCAAGCCAUCCUUGAAUGCAAGGUCGCAGGGCUGUCUUUCCUCGACACGCCAGCCAUCCCCAACAUGAGCAGUGAGAUGGCGAAAGCUUUCGAGGCUCUGUUGAAGAGGAAGGUGGCUGAUGGUACUCGACGCGCAGGCAUGGAGCAGCGUCAGUCGUGGUUCUUCGAUGGAUAUCCUCCCGCUGCCGCCAUCGUGGUCAUGUCGCUUUGCCACUGGCGCGACCAGCCAGACGAAAUGCAGCGCUACUUGGCCGAAAUGUCGAACAAGUUGAAGCAUGCAUCCGAUGGACGUGUGGUUUUCCCCUUCGUUGUGGCCGCCACGCAUCGUGACGAGUUCCUGCGCGACUGCACGGCCGAGAACCCAUACGAGGACUUGAAGAAGGUUGUGGAGAGCAUGAAGAAGGCAGCCAAUUGCAGCCAUGUUUUUGCCUUUGCGAGCUACCAGCGGGCCAGCAGGGGCAGCAAGUUCAUGAACGAGCAGACAUUCCAGCUUUUGUCGCAGCUUCUUACGUAUGCCGCCCAUCAAGACACCGGAGCCCACCCUGUUCCGCAUGCCAUCGGCAUUGCAGCUGCUUGCCAAGGGCCCCCUGCUCUGCGGAUAGGUCUCUGCAGCAAUGGCAUUGCACGUAUAGCCGUGGAGCUGCAGGUCGCAGUGCAGCAGUCCUGCCGUGGCUCGGCCAUGGAACUGCAGUCCGUUCCGGACCAAGACCCACGCCCCACUCGAGUAUUCAAGAUGCAGACCGGAAUCGUGUGCAACAGCAGACCCGAGAGCCAAGUGACAUUCGUUUCUGAGGUGGCCUUGACACAUCAUGUCCUCCAAAGGUGGAUGCUGUCCUGUCGAGUGUUGCUCAGUUCCCAGCCAGCUAGGAGCCAAGCCGCUCUCAAAGGUGUUGCUAAACAACUUCCUUGUUGGACUGGGGCGGAUGUUGGAGACGUGCGUUUGUUCCAGUUCUCUGAGAAUGCUGCUCUGGACUUGCAGACGCUCAAGCAUGAGUUGGGUCAGUGCGGCGCCGUCGAAGUUUGGGUAGUGGUGUUGACAACAGGAUCUUCGAGUUAUUUGUGGUUUGAUCAAGAACAUCACCCGCACAAUGUGGAGCUCUGCCGAUGCUUACGAGAUGAUCUGCAGCUCGAGCUGAACUUCGCUGUGUGCCCUACUUCCGAGAAAGCGAAAGACGAUUGGCCGGAUGCAGGUACGCUGCAACUGACGGACCGCCAUCAGAAAGUGUUCCACCAGUUUUGGCCAGCCGGGCAGGGCAGUGUGAAGGUGUGGCACGGGUUCUCCUCGCAAGAAACACUUCCCAAAGCCAGCAUCGUCAGCUUGAUCUACAACCCGGGUGUUCCCGCAGUCGCACCAACUUACCCAUCCAAGCGGACAUUGUCAUGCAGGGCAGUCUUUACCGUUGCAGCUGUGUGCCUGAAUUUGGUUUUGGCGGGCUGUCUAUAUGGUCUACAUGAACGCGAGGUGUUGACAAGAGAAAGCCUUGAGAGGCUCUCAAAGAAUCUGCAAGAAGAGCGUACGGAGUCAAUUCGUCUCAUCACUGAGCUGGAGAAGGAGACUGCUGCACAUAAUCAGGCAGCGGCGAAUCUAAAGACAGAGCAGGCCAAGACGCAACGCCUGUCACAGGAACUAGACGCUUCACAGUCUCGUGGUGAUCGCCUCUCAAAGCAGCUCGCCGAGGUCAAGGCUGAGAAAGGAGAGUUGGGCAAACAGGUUGAGCUGCUGACGGCUGCAAGCAAACGUGAUGCAGAUGCCAAGAUCGAAGCAGAUGGUCGUGUGUUGCAACACGAGACCCAGAUGAAGCAGCUUUCGGAGCAGCUCGACAAAGAAAAAGCCGACAACGCCCGUCUCGCGAAGGAGCUGGAUUCCGAAACCUCUGCACGCAAGCGCACUCAACAGCAACUACAGCUGCAAACGGACUCCUGUAGAGAAGUUGCACGAAAGCUGAAGGAGAGCCAGAGCGAAAAUGCACGCUUGGCCAAGAAGUUGGCCGCCGCGCAAGGCUUGUGGCAAGAGUACCAGCCAAGGAGCAAAGCAGCUCUAGCAGGUGUUGCUAGAGCGCUUCCUGAUUGGACCGGGGCUGACCUUGCAGACGUACGUCUCUUCCAGUUCUCCGAGAGUGCUGAUCUGGACCUGCGAAAGCUCAAUCGCGUACUGGCCCAGAGUGACGGGCUUGUAAUUUGGGUGGUGCUUCUGGUGACAGGGGAGGCCAGCUAUCUCUGGUUCGAUCCCUCCCAUCACCCCCGAAAUGUAGAGCUCUGCCGAUUCUUAUUGAAUGAGCUGCAGCUGGAGCUGAACUUUGUCGUGUGUCCCACAGAUGCAACAGCCAAAGCCUUUUGGCCAGUGGGCCCGCUUCAGCCGACCGAUUUCCUUCGAGAAGUAUUCCGCAGCUUUUGGCCCCGCGAGCUGAACAGGGUAAAGGUAUGGCUCAAGUUUGACUCGAACGAAACUCUUGCGGAGGCAGAUGUCGUGACUUUGAGUCGCAACGCCUGUGUAUCAUCAGUGACACCUGACCACUCAGAGAAGGGGAACCGGAAGGUUGUUGGCUUCCUUGCUGUUUGCCUCGGCUUCGCGCUGGCGGGAUUGCUGGUCCUGGUUUGGCUGCUGAACAUCGAAAGCAACAAGAAUGCGAAGCUCGCCGGGCAGCUGGAAGAGGAGAUGUUUGCACGUGAGAACGCGCAGAAAGAGGUGCAGAAACUUCAGGCUUCAGAGCAUCACCUUGCGAUGCAGCUGCAAGGCCAGACAUCCGAGGGUCAACGUCUCGCCGCCAAGCUGGCGGCUUGCGAGGCGGUGGAGAACAGCACGGCUUCCCACUGGUUGGUUGACAAGUUCUUCGGAUUGUUUCGCCAGAGGUUUCAGAGUUAUCGUCUUUCAGACGAUUGUUGCAAGGGAGACUCGUUGAAGAGGAAAAAAGACCUGGAUGUAUGCGGACGCCGUCGCAUCUCUGCAGAGUUCGGCCCAGAGGUUCCCCGAAGGUGUCCUGUUCAGCUCCGGUUCGCAGCCAUGGCCGCAAAGCAUCAGCCGAGCGUGGCGGUGGAGCUGCGCGAAGACCGGAGCCUGGUGAUAACCUGGAAAGAUGUCCAGCCUGAUGCCAUGGUGAAGCUGGAGUACUAUGACCCUGCAACCCCGAUGCUGGAGCCCGAGCAUACGAGCACUCAUCGUUGCAGUGGUCCCGGCUUGCACUUGGAGCCUGUGAGGCCAGAGGCUUGCACUCUCAAAGUAGCCUUAGAAAUUGAUGCCGAAGUUGUUGCAAAGACCCAGACCACUUGGGAUCACCAGUUCCCCGACAUGAUGGAUUGUGUUUUGGACCUGGAGAAGCGCGCUGAGAAGUUAUCCAAGCAGAUCCGCGAUGCUCGCGAAUUCCUCAGAUCUACUCGCAUCUUGGUUGUUGGAGGCCAGCACCACGGCAAGUCCAGCUUCAUCAAUCACAUGUACCGCUGCUUGACGAAGGACCUGGAUGCCAACGACCAGAUGGAGUCGGCUCCUGCUGGCGCGGCCGAGAAUACCCAAGCCAUCCUUGAAUGCAAGGUCGCGGAGCUGUCUUUCCUCGACACACCAGCCUUCGCCAACAUGGGCACCGACAUGGCGAGAGUCUUCGAGUCCGUGCUGAAAAGGCAGGUGGCUGAUGGAACUCGACGCGCAGGCAUGGAGCAGCGUCAGUCGUGGUUCUUCGAUGGAUUUCCUCCCGCUGCCGCCAUCGUGGUCAUGUCGCUUUGCCACUGGCGCGACCAGCCAGACGAAAUGCAGCGUUACUUGGCCGAAAUGUCGAACAAGUUGAAGCAUGCAUCAGAUGGGCAGGUGGUUUUCCCCUUCGUUGUGGCCGCCACGCAUCGUGACGAGUUCCUGCGCGACUGCAAGGCCGAGAAGCCACAUGAGGAGUUGAAGGCAGUUCUGCAGAACAUGAGGAAGUCAUCCAACUGCAACCAUGUCUUCGCAAUUGCGAACUACCAGGCGGGCAGCAAGGGCAGCGCCGUCAUGAACGAGCAGACAUUCAAGCUGUUGUCGCAGCUUUUCGUGCAUGCUGCUUAUCAAGACACCGGCAAGGCAGUGGCAGCACAAAAUGACGCUGCUGUAUUCCAGCUUCUUGGGUCCAUCAUUGUUGCCUUCAUUGUCUUCCUCCUUGCGCUAGCAAUAAAAGGGGCAAAGUGA